AUGAUCAGAUUCGCUCGAUUCGCCACGCGUUCCCCAUUCCAAUCGAACGUUCCCUUGGACGACGCGCGCGACACCGGCGACUCUGCGGACGCCGACGCCGAUCCGCGCGUGCACACCGACGGACUGUACGAAUACAUACCGCACGAGAGUCUGAACGUCUCGCUGAGCGAUCUGUCGGGCUACGAGGAGCAGCACGCGGAGUUACUGAACGCCUAUUUCGUGAUCAACGACGAGCCGGAGAGCGCCCUGUUGGCGGACGAGACGAUGGAGCGACGACCGAGCACGCGGGCCGGUGCGAACGUGAUUCUGUACGGACCACUGGGCACCGGUAAAACCGCGGCCGUUCGAGCAGUGGCCCGGUCGCUCGGUUUGAAUCUGGCGUUCGUCAACGCGGAGAACCUGCUGUCGGCCUACCGCUCGGAGACCGAGAAGAACCUGCGCUCGCUGUACUGGAAGAUGCACGCUCUCGUUCGCAACACCGGUCGCAACGUGGUGCUGCUGCUGGACGAGGUAGACGGACUGGUGAAGAAUUGCAGCGGUGCCGUGACCAGCGGCGAGUACAGUCUGCUCACGAGAUUUCUCACGAUUCUCGAACCGAACGACGGGACGGACAAUUACGGAGUGUUCAGCUUCUUCACGACCAACUGUCUCAGCAAUCUGGACGACGCGUUUCGUCGUCGGUGCGCCGCCAUGUUCAUGGGUUACGUGG
Molecule: messenger RNA, 709 nt
Organism: Harpegnathos saltator (Jerdon's jumping ant)
Lineage: Eukaryota; Metazoa; Arthropoda; Insecta; Hymenoptera; Formicidae
Product: vacuolar protein sorting-associated protein 4-like
Exons: 1
Biological process (GO): autophagosome maturation; retrograde protein transport, ER to cytosol; mitotic spindle disassembly
Cellular component (GO): VCP-NPL4-UFD1 AAA ATPase complex; cytosol; nucleus
Molecular function (GO): ATP binding; polyubiquitin modification-dependent protein binding; ATP hydrolysis activity
Source: RefSeq, a predicted model, not a curated record